GAAAGAAAUAGAUCUACUGCCGUAUAAGAGUGCCGAGAUAAAUAAUGAGUUCUAUCCAUUCCUUUUGGUUGGGCCAAAUCUCGGAAUACCUUUAGAGUUUGUACACGAAAUAUUUAAAACCGCUCAUGGAAUUUUCAUGAAAGUCCGUCAAAAUCAUGUACAAAAAAGUUCCGAAGUCAUUUCUAACGGAGAUUCCAUUGAACUUUUGCAAAAAUCCACAAGAUGCUUGAUGUUACUGAAUCCAGAUUUUUACAGUGCCACCAACACAAGGCAUUGGAUCAUUGCUCAGGUGCCACUUGACAAUCUUGCAUCCAAACUAUUGUUAGACGAAGAACUGGAAAAUAUGAAGACGUGGAUAGAAACAAACGUUUCAGAUCAUUCUGGAUUUCACCAUCGGCAAAGAAAAGACUUGUUGGGAAUGGUCACCACUAAAAGAACGAAAACCACAGGAAUAGACGAAUCUUUGGCAGUUUUAUGGAUUGAAGAAAUCCAAAUAACCAGAGAUUUAAUAAUGAGAUAUCCUGGCCACGAAACGUUGUGGAAUCAUUUAAGAUUUCUUUCUUUUGCUUGGAGAUGGUUGAAUAUAAUAGAUUAUAUUCACCAUCCCGAAGAUUCCGAUGUCAGAUCAGGUGAGAAUGAGCAGAUAAAUGCGUGGCCCGAGGAUCAAAACGAAUUUGAAUUUGCAAGAGGUUGUAUUCAACAAGUCGACUCACUGCAACCUGAUGAUGAGAAACCCGAAAUUUUUGAUAACUUGGUAAAACAAAAAAGAUACGCCUCGAGUUAUGAACUAUGGAUUUCAGAACUGGUGAGCAAAAUUAAGAAAAACCUGAAACCCUUCAAAGAUUAA
Messenger RNA from Acaulospora colombiana, 847 nucleotides. The record is from the annotation of a GenBank genome assembly. Lineage: Eukaryota; Fungi; Glomeromycota; Glomeromycetes; Diversisporales; Acaulosporaceae.